This is a messenger RNA of Toxotes jaculatrix (banded archerfish), 3401 nucleotides long. RefSeq names its product LYL1 basic helix-loop-helix family member (gene lyl1). Bases 1511 to 2881 code for a protein of 456 amino acids. Gene Ontology annotation, molecular function: DNA-binding transcription factor activity, RNA polymerase II-specific; protein dimerization activity; RNA polymerase II cis-regulatory region sequence-specific DNA binding. The transcript has 4 exons. The record is from RefSeq and is a predicted model, not a curated record. Gene Ontology annotation, biological process: regulation of transcription by RNA polymerase II. NCBI's taxonomy places the organism in Eukaryota, Metazoa, Chordata, Actinopteri, Toxotidae.
GCUCUUAUCAGCAGCCACCAUAUUGUACUAGCACAUCCUCUUGUCCAGCAGGGAGCGGAAAACUCUCCUUGCAACAUGGUUCCCUCUCUCUCCCUCUCUUUCUCCCCCUCCCACCUCAAAUUUGCCAGUACCAGAGCUCUCCGACUGGCAACCAACUAGAGCAUUGUGUCUUCUUGGCGAAGAGAGUGAGAGACAGACAGGACAGUGAAAAAGAGAGAGAGUGACAGAGGUGAGAAUGACAUAUGGACAGGAGGGUUGGAAGAGACCCACACCAUACAUUUCCCUGCUUUGAGUGUGUCUUCGUUCAAAGGAGCAACUUCACAACAAAAAACAAAUAUGUACGGUGGGACUGUCUUUCCGUCUCAUUCUGCCUUCAUUUCUUUGUGAAUGUUGGGGACUUUUAUUAUCACGAUUUUUUUUCGAAUUAUUAAUUUUCAGAAGGAAUCAUCUGGGUAUGAGGAGUUAUUUUGAGUGGUGUCAGACUAUCUGGCUUCAAUUCUGACCUCAGAGAUUGACAGACAGACAGUGACAGGCUGCAGUGGAGUGUGAGCGACCUGAAGGAGGAGGAGGAGGACGAGGAGGAGGAGGAGGAGGACGUUAAACACUGAGGAGAUACACCAUGUGCGUUCACAGAUCAUUUGAACUCUGACGGAUUUUGCAUGACAAACAGAUGAGCCACACUGGAUAUCAUAAUGUAUCUACUCUUUGACAUCAAUCCAAUGUUCACUGGACGUUUUGAAUGCUUAAAAGGAUUUUGACUCAUCCUCAAAAUUCACAAGGCAGACAUAUAGAGAGACGGAUGCAUGAAAAGCAACAAUUGGAGACUGAUUCAAAACGCAGAAUCUGCUGCUCAGCAUGUACUGUAAGAAAAGUACAGACAUCCAGUUCAAAUCAGACCACAAAAACCUCCUCGGCUCCAGGCUGCACCCAGAGACAAUACCACAGAAGUAGCCCUUCAUUCGUGAUUGCAACACACAGAAAUGAACACAUUUUGGUUCAGUGGCACCUUCGGUUAUGUUCUAGUGAGGGAAUGAAUACAGACUCACGUUUACUCACACUCCAGAUGCAGCUACAAUCACACAACCGCCAGCAGAGGUCGGAAUGACAGGUAACAAGGCUGGAUCGGCAGGUAGCUGUAGCUCCAUCCAAGGACAGACUGAAAACGCACAUGCUGACCCUGGCAACCAUAUGAGCAACUGAUGGAUUUCAGGUGGGAAGGAAAAUCUACACUUUUAGUGAGGUAGAGCAGAAACAUAUUACAAAAUCUGCGGGACAGUGGAACAAAGGAAGAGGAAAUAAAGGGUUAUCAGUCACCUUCAUGGAAAAGACACACAGACUUGGCUAGUAGAGGUUUAAAGGGCUCUGCAGGGCUAACUGCACGUGGUACACAUGGACAUGUCAGUUACUCUCAUACACAUAUAAAGACACCACAGGGACGAGACACACUGACACACACGCUGGGCAGCUGAGAAGAACGAGAGCUUGGAAUUCCCCCAGAGACUUCACCACCAUGAUGGAAAAGCUAAACCCCACCGGUCCACCUGCCUCACCCCCCGACCUACCUCGCCCCCCCUCCUCCUCCUCUUCUUCCUCUGCCUCCUCCCCAACCUGUGCGUCCGUGGAGCAGCACAGUCCCCCCCAGAACCAGACCUUAGCAUCUUCGAACUCUACCAGCAGCCCCCAUCCCGCUAACAAAACACUGCACACGGGACACACAGAUGUCCCCACCGCUGACUCAAUUCAGUCCUCCAUCACCACCAGUCACAGCGCAGAUAAAGCUGCUGCACCUGAGCCCAUCGUCAUGGAGACUGAGCAAGAGCAGGAGGAGAAGCAAGGAGAACCAAUGACCACCACCAUGGACCCUGCUGCUUCCCCCAACAGGUCCCCAACUCUUUCAUCUCCACCUCCACUCCUACCGGCACCAGCCAAGACCUCCCCGUGUCCUUUCCCACCUCCAACCACCACAGCAUCUUUCCCCACAUCGUCAUCAUCCUCUCCUCUUCCUCCUCACAUUCCAGUCAUCAGUCUCGGGCACAGCAAGCCCCCCCUGCCACUUCCCAACACCCCUUUGACUGCCCUCCAUCCAAUUCCCAGCCUCCUACAUGGGCCUCAUGGAGACAUUCGCCGCAGCCAGAUGACCUGUUUGCCUGUGGCAAGCCCUGGUGGCCCUGGAACUUCUGGAGGCCUUGGAGGCCCCUCAGCUCCCUCCACGGGGCCCCUGUUGCCUCAGCCGUACCUGCCUGCACACUCCUUCUUCACCGGUUCUUACCUGGGUCCGUCAGGAGGAAGCUACGGUGUCAUCAACAACAGCCGGAUCAAGAGAAGACCCUCGUCACACUUUGAGAUGGAGAUCAAUGAAUGCCCCCCUCAGAAACUCGCUCGCCGUGUCUUCACCAACAGCCGUGAGCGCUGGCGACAGCAGAACGUGAACGGGGCUUUCUCUGAGCUCAGAAAACUCAUUCCCACACACCCGCCUGACAAGAAGCUAAGCAAGAAUGAGAUCCUUCGUCUGGCUGUGAAGUACAUCAACUUCUUGGUCACUCUGCUCAAUGACCAGGCCCAGGACAAGAGCAGGGACUCAGCUGAGGAUGAGGCUGAGGAUGAGGGUACUGCAGCAGGGUCGGACAGUACUAAACUGAACACUCUUUAUCAGUCCCAUGCUGCCCCUCCAUCUUCAGCCGCCAUGGCGACAGCACACAGAGACAGAGACUCAACUGACUCAGUCAUUGCCCUGGCUAAUUCCCCAGCAACAUCAAGUUGCUAUGGUGACACAGACAGUGAGGAAAGCUUUGGGGCUAAGACCUCUUUGGUGACCCAAGGCAUUCUGGGGAAGGUGAAGGGUCAGAUAAGGAUGGUGGCAGCCACAAAUGAUGAGCGGUGACACCAAACAGAGGCAAACAAAGAGGUGUGCAUCCACUGGGAGUUUAAAUGUCACACUGAUGGACAAAACGGGAUACACAAUGGUCUCAAGUAGGAGAUGGACUUUAGUGAUAAUUUGUAGUUUUAACUGUCUCUAUGUCUUUGAGUGAACACUGAGUGUAAGCUCUGUGUUUUAGUAAAAUACUGAAAUAUGAAACAUCCUCAGGCAUGUUUUUUUUUUUUUUUUAAAUAAGGUCACAGUGUUCCUUUUAAACAUUACACCUUUGUCUGGAAUUAGGUAGUUGUGUGUUAGUAUGUUUUAAUAAGAAAUUCAGGAUCUAUUUUUUUGUUCCAAUCUAAAUGCAGCCUCAGAAGUUUACAUGUACAUAAUCGGGACAUGCCGAGGACAGGAUGGAUCAAAGUUUUAGUUUUAACUGUUCCUGCUGUCUUAUUGUCAGAAAAGCAGGGCCAAUGGUCCCACCCUGACGUUGUGACACACUUGUACCAGACAGAAAUAAAGUGUGUUUUAGUUUGCUGUUCCU